This is a messenger RNA of Aethina tumida (small hive beetle), 1855 nucleotides long. RefSeq names its product secernin-3. Lineage: Eukaryota; Metazoa; Arthropoda; Insecta; Coleoptera; Nitidulidae. The record is from RefSeq and is a predicted model, not a curated record. The transcript is spliced from 7 exons. Gene Ontology annotation, biological process: proteolysis. Gene Ontology annotation, molecular function: cysteine-type exopeptidase activity; dipeptidase activity. Bases 163 to 1335 code for a protein of 390 amino acids.
GACCACUGUUGUCGGUGGGAUCAGCCGCACGGUGGUAUGUCCGAAAAACCGAUUGUACGGUGAUUCCAUCAGCUGUGGCGGUGACUCAGUCGAUUGCCAUUUCAUUUUUGGCCUACAAUAACGUUUAGCAUUUAAUUGCAUUCGCAGAACCCGAAACGAAUCAUGGCGAAGCCGAUUUCUUGUGAUACGUUUGUGGUGUUGCCCAACCAUACUGGUAAUGGGGUCGUUUUUGGCAAAAACUCCGACAGGCCGAAGGGUGAAGUACAGGAAGUCGUCUAUUUCCCUGCAACCACCUCUUCAGACCCAAUUAAAUGCACCUACAUAGAAGUCGAAUCAUCUGGAUCCACCAAGGCUGUCAUUUUAAGCAAACCGAACUGGAUGUGGGGUGCUGAGAUGGGCUCAAAUGAAUGUGGUGUAGCAAUUGGCAAUGAAGCAGUCUGGACUAAAGAUAUGGGAGAUGAAGGUGAAAAAAGAUUACUCGGAAUGGAUCUUGUAAGACUGGGUUUGGAACGUAGUUCUAACGCAACUGAGGCUUUAGAUGUGAUAACAUCAUUGUUGGAGAAGUAUGGACAAGGUGGUCCUUGUUCUAGUACAGAUCCAGGUUUUUCUUAUUAUAACUCAUUUUUAAUUGCUGAUCCAAAUACUGCUUGGGUAUUAGAAACAUCUGGGAAACAUUGGAUUGCAGAACAAAUUACCAGCGGAUACAGAAACAUUUCUAACAAUUUGUCAAUUACGACAAAAUACGACAGAACUUCUGAAGGUCUGAAGGAUUACGCAAAAUCAAAAGGACUCUGGGAUGGAGUUGAGGAAUUCAACUUUGCCAAAGUAUUCGGCGGCCCGAGCGAGAUCAACGGUGAGCGAUACGUAGCCGGGAAAAAGUUGUUGGAGAAACAUGCGGCCUCUAACGCGUUUAGAGAGACGGACAUGUUCGAAAUUUUAAGGGACACCGAGUCCGGAAUUUGUAUGUCCUGUAGCGGCGCAUUCCCCACGCAGGGAAGUCAAGUGUCGACGUUGACGACAAACAAACCCAGUGUACAUUGGUUCACAGCAACACCAGACGCUUCCCAAUCCGUGUUCAAGCCGUUCAUCUUCACACCGAACUCGGUGAUUUCCAAACACACCCAGUGCAGUGGGGAGGUGGCACCUCACAACUUGUACAAGUUGCACGAGGAGGCGUUGGAGAAGAAACCGGAAGUUUUGACAUUGCUUAGGAACAUGGAAGACGACUGCGUUAAGGAAUUAGAAAAACUCACCGAGAGUAUCGGCGAGGACCUCUCCGAGGUGGACGAUUUGCUCAAAGAUUGCGUCGAAACUGAAAUUAAAUUCUACCGUUAAGUCUGAAGAAAUUCGACGAUAAGAUAGGCACCACGUAUAACACUAGAGUUACGGCUGUUCGAUUUCUACGAUUUUUUAAAUUUAAUGUGACUUAAGUAAUACUUAUUUUUUGUAGCUUAAUGAGUGGGUAAAGAAGUAAUUAAAAUAUUGGGCUUAAUUGUAAGUGCUGAUUACACAUAAUGGUAACAAACUUAAUAGAGAAAUAAUUAAAUAUUACAUUGCUUCUUUCUUGUAUUUAUUACAAAUAGGCCAAAUAAAAAAGUAUGUUUAUGCUUAAAACCGCAUGAUUAAGCUUUAAAAUAUGUGACUUUAUGUAAUCGACAAAUUUAACUUGUUUAAACAGCCACUGUGAUUAUGUAUGUGUAUUAUUAUAGUUUAACUAUACCCCAUAUGAUACAGGAUAUGUUUUAUUGUGAUAUUUUUUAAAAUGAUUAAUUUAUAUUGUCGACACAAAAUUGCUUAUAAUGUAUGUAAAAUUGUAUUAUUUGCACAUUCCAUAAUAAAGGCAAGUAUAAAUAAA